AUGGAUGAUCCACUCAAUUUCUGUCCAGAAGAAUUUGCUGGUGUGAAAGAGGCGCUGGAAAAUAAUGAUCAAGCUGCAGCAGCUGCAAAAAUUCAGCAAUAUUUAGAAAAGCAAGAUAAAAUUCCACUAAAUAUUGGCAUUACAGGAGAAUCUGGUGCUGGUAAAUCCACCUUUAUUAAUGCCUUCAGAGGUGUAGACAACAGAGAUGAGCAGGCAGCCCCUACUGGUACUGUAGAAACCACCAUGCAGAUUACAAAGUACCCACAUCCAAACUAUCCUAAUGUCUUUUUCUGGGAUCUUCCUGGUAUUGGCACCACCAAUUUUCCAGCUGAUGAGUACCUGAAGCGUGUUGAAUUUGAGAAGUUUGACUUCUUCAUCAUCAUCUCAGACACUCGCUUCAGAGAACAUGAUGUGAAACUCGCUCAGGAGAUUCAGAAGAUGGAGAAAAAGUUCUACUUUGUCCGCUCAAAAAUCGACAAUGAUGUUCGUGCAGAGGAAAGAAGUCAGAGAGAUUUCAGUCUAGAGAGAAGUCUUGCAAAAAUUAAGGAAUACUGCAUUGAUGGUCUUGAAAAAGGAGGCAUCAAGUCUUCAAAGGUCUUCCUGGUGUCCAGCUUUGAUCUCCACAUUUAUGAUUUCUCUUGCUUGCAUAAGACCUUAGAGGAAGAACUUCCAGCACACAAGAGGAAUGUGCUGCUGUUUUCCAUGCCCAGCAUCAACAUGGAGAUCAUCAACAAGAAGAAAGAAGCUUUUCAGCACCAAAUAAAAUGGUACUCUGUUGGCUCUGCAGCAUUAGCAGGUGUAUCGAUUCCUGGGAUUCCUGCUGUUGAUCUAAUGAUAAUGGUUAAAGCUGUCAAAAGUUAUAUAGCUGGGUUUGGUCUUCAUGAGUCUUCACUGAGAAGGCUUUCCUCCACCACAGGUGUGCCUUAUGAUGAAUUGUGUGCUGUCCUUCAGUCACCACUGGCUGCAAAAGAAAUGGAAAAAAUAACCACUGAUCUCAUCCAGAAGCUGCUGAUCACAGCUGCAAGCAGAGCCACAUCAAGAGCAUUAGAGAUGUCCAGAUUCAUCCCAUUAUUUGGAAUCCCGGUAACAAUGAGUCUCUCUUUUACCACAACCUGCAGUGCUCUGAGUCUUUUCCUCAACAUGCUUGCAGACGAUGCUCAAAGGGUGUUUGAAAAGGCUCUGGGUUUGAACACCUCAGUGUGA
This is a messenger RNA of Archocentrus centrarchus (flier cichlid), 1203 nucleotides long. Its product is annotated as interferon-inducible GTPase 5-like. The coding region runs from base 1 to 1203 and encodes 400 amino acids. Lineage: Eukaryota; Metazoa; Chordata; Actinopteri; Cichliformes; Cichlidae. Gene Ontology annotation, cellular component: membrane. The transcript has 2 exons. Gene Ontology annotation, molecular function: GTP binding. The record is from RefSeq and is a predicted model, not a curated record.